Molecule: messenger RNA, 1794 nt
Organism: Funneliformis geosporum
Lineage: Eukaryota; Fungi; Glomeromycota; Glomeromycetes; Glomerales; Glomeraceae
Source: the annotation of a GenBank genome assembly
AUGGUGUUAGCUACGGAAGUAUUUGAUUUUCCAAAAAAUAUCGAAGGGUUUGGAUACAAAUUUAAUGAAAAUGGAGAAUUAAGACAUAUUGAAACGAACGAAAGAUUUUUGUUCGUUGUUAAACCCGACGAUCGUUCUUAUAACCAAAACCACUAUGAAGCAUUGGGUGGUACUGUAAUUGGUGAAUUUAUUGAAGAAGAAUUAGUGAAUAAAUAUAAUCUCAUCAGAAAAACGAUUCCGGUAGAAUCAGAUGAAGAUGAAGAUGUCGUCUUUCCAAAAAGUAGAAUUUAUCUCAGUGAAGAUGCCCAAGAUUGUCAAAAUCUGCUUUUGCUAAUUCAAGGAAGUGGAGUAGUGCGACCCGGACAAUGGGCACGUCAAGUUAUCAUUAACGAUUCUCUUGAGCUUGGAACCAUGUUCCCUUAUAUCAAAAAGGCCCAAGAUUUAAAAUGGGGAAUUAUUAUAUUUAAUCCCAAUGCAAAUAUUGGACGUGUCACAAAAAAUGGAGAAGUUAUUGGUUUCGCACGUAUAAAAGGUUCAGAAUCGCCACAAGAUCAUUGUCUAUACGUGUGGGAUAGGUUUGUAAGGAAGACAAUAGCGAAAAGAAUUCUUAUCGUAGCGCAUAGUUUUGGUGGCAUUUGCACUUCUUAUAUGAUAGACCAUUUUGCCAAUGAUUUUAGAUCACGUGUCAAAGGAAUUGCGCUUACAGAUAGUGUGCAUAGCUUCGGAAUGAUACCAAAACAUUCUGACAAAUGGUUCCGUGGUUGUACCACAAAUUGGAUCAAAUCUCCUUUGCCAUUAAAUGAACCUGUGCGCGAAGCAAACGGAUUUUAUGGAUGUCAUUGUACAUCAGCUGGCCAUCCAAAACAUGAAUAUACUUCUGGUGCAGCCAUUGAACCCGUUUUCGAAUUUUUGCAAGGUCGAUUGGCUCAAGCGAUCGAAAGAGAGAAGAAAGCAUCUUUUUCGAGUAAUGAGAGUGAAAAGAUAGCUGAAAAAUCUUCUGAAGCAACAAUAAGCACAUUAAUUCAUGAAACUAGCAAAAUACCACAUGAAAUAAAUGUUACAAACAUAACUAACAAAGGGAACGAACAAUCCGUUGCAAAUGGUGAAGGUGAGACGAUGGAAAUGAGUAACGAAUCAACUCAAACACGAGAAGACAUAAAAGAAGUAGACACAAAAACACAGGAGCAGCCUAGUCAAACACUUGAAAAAAUUAAUACGAUCAUAACAAAACAAAAGGACGAACAAUCUAUUGCGUAUAAUGAAAGUGAGGAGAUGGAAAUAAUUAACGAGUCACUUGAAUCGGGAAUGAACUUACAAACUCAGGAACCUGGUCAAGUAUCUCUCGAACAAGGCACAGAAGCUAUAACAAUUCAAGAGGACAAUCAAUUAUCUGGUGCGAAUAAUAAUGAUGGGGUUGAAUCACUUGAAGCAGUAACAAGCACACAACCCCACGAGUCUAAUCAAAUGCCACCUGAAGAAAUUAUUACUACAGCGAUGGAAAUAGAUGAAUCACCCGAAUCAGUAAUUAACGUACCUAAAAAAGGUACCGAAUUAAAUAAAACGCUCGUAAAUGAUGAAUUUGAGAACGGGGAAUAUAAAAAGGAAAACAAUACUUCUGAGAAUCAAUUUGUUACGACUAAAGAUUUACCAAAGGAAAUGUCAACAGGUUCUACAGAUGUUCAACAUUCAAACGAUGAAAUAAUUCAGGACAACAAUAAUAAAGAGAAGACAGACAAUUCCCUCACAUCAGAUCAAAAAAAUAAUGUAAAACAAGAAAGUGAAUAUAAAAUUUAA